Messenger RNA from Racocetra persica, 222 nucleotides. NCBI's taxonomy places the organism in Eukaryota, Fungi, Glomeromycota, Glomeromycetes, Diversisporales, Gigasporaceae. The record is from the annotation of a GenBank genome assembly.
AUGACCACGUUUUCUAUCGCGAACCGUACGGACGAGAAAAAUAAAUUAACUUCGCCUUUACAGCCGACCAAUAAUGAGCUUUCUUUAGAAGCUAUUUCUUUAAGCAAUAUUUCUCCAGUAAAUUAUCCAAAUACCAAAUCUGACCGUUCAAAGUUCAUAAAUCCUAAGACUGGUAGAAUCAUAACUGAAUUUCAGUAUAAAGUUUAUGAUUUAUGUGCACAG